CUUCCAUCUCACGAAAUUACCCAGUAGCCGUUGACGGCUCUUUAGGUGACGGAUCGAGUCCAGCAUUACAAUUUUCUUUUCCCCUUUUCAUUUAUUUUUGGAAUUAAAAGAAAACGAGUGCAAUCUCAGGGCUCACCAUACUCAAUGAGCGGACAGCGCAAUGUCAGAGCGCUCUGGGCAAACUGCAAAGGGGAAGGAAGGCAAAACCAAGUAUGCGUCCCUCAACCUGUUUGAUACAUACAAAGGAAAGAGCCUUGAAACACAAAAGCCUGUUGUUCCCCCCCGCCAUGGCCUGCAGUCUCUUGGUAAAGUUGCCUCCGCACGGCGUAUGCCACCCCCUGCCAACCUGCCCAGUCUGAAGGCAGAGAACAAAGGCAACGAUCCCAACGUCUCACUCGUUCCCAAAGACGGCACAGGAUGGGCAAGCAAACCGGAACAAGCGGACCCAAAGAGUACCGAUGCAUCGCCAGCACCGCAGCCGGAAUCGCAGCAGCCUGCGGCUUCACCGACACCUGCACCGACCCGCCCGAGAACCCCGCCAGCUUCAGAGGCUCUGGCCCCAGCUUCAACCCAGGUCGUAGGGGCAAGGUCCUGGGCACAGGCCAGUGUUACACAUGGAACACAAGGGGAUGGUGGAAAGGCAUCAAACCUACCGUCGCCAUUCUCUCGCGAGGAAUUUCCCACCCUGCAGGCGGCUGGCGACCAGGACAAAGCUGGCAGAGAACAGGGCACUGCAGAUCAGUGGUAUGGGCCCGGACCAAGCCUCCGCCCCCAGAACGUUACAAGUUGGCGGGACGGUGGGGGCCGAGCCCUGGCGCCCACCCUGUCUGGGGAGGGGGCAGUGGAGGGUGGCACUGGUGUGACUCUGGUGAUGGAUGGGGCAGCUGGGGUCCCCCCUCCGAACUCUCAGUCCCACGGGCCACCUAGGAACCCUCCCGCAGGCAGCCCCGCCUUGCCCCUGCCCCUGCCCCAGCCCCCUGUGGGGCCUGGGUUCCCCCAAUACCGAGGGAUCAUGCCUCCCUUUAUGUAUCCUCCCUACCUGCCCUUUCCGGGCCCAUAUGGCCCUCAGGGGCCCUACAGGUACCCGGCACCUGGAGAAGGGCCUCCUCCAAGGUUUUCUCGUGGGCAGGGUGGUCCGGACAGCAGGCCUCAGGGCGGCCCACGUGACGGAGGUGGAGAGGUGGUAAAGCGACCCUCUAUCCUAAAGCAGGAUGACUUGAAGGAGCUAGACGAGCUGGACCACGAUGGAGAUGAGGGCUGGGCAGGAGCUCAUGAGGAGAUUGAUUAUUCCGCCAAGUUGAAGUUCAGUGAUGAUGAAGAGGGGGAAGAGGAGAGAACCGAGAGCAAGAAUGACUUGCGUGAGCAGCAGAGGUCCCAGGAUGCCCCACCUGCAACCUCUUGCUCUCGAGCAUCGGACAGCUGCGGAGACGCCCGCCGCACUCCUCCCUCUAAUGCUGACAAUGGCCCCCAACCCCCCUCCGGCAAGCCAGGAUGGGCCGAGGAGGGAGGCAGUGGCUGGGGGGGCCAGGGAGCACCAACCAACUACCAGGGGCGCAGGCCUGGAUUGGGUGGUCCCCGGGAGCAACCCUCCCCCCCACCUGGGCCCCUCUUUGGACAAGGGUCUUACUCCUUUUACCGACAGGACCGGCCCCAAAACCAGGGCGCCUCUCAAGGCCCGGGGAAACCUGUCCCCGCCCAGCAUCAGCCAGCACCAGGAGGUCCUUCUCCUCCUGCACAACCAGGUCUGCUGGUUCCUGGACCCCAGGAAAAUGAUGAGGAUGAGACUUGGCGUCAGCGCAGGAAGCAGUCCUCUACUGAGAUCUCUGCUGCUGUGGAGCGAGCCCGUCGCCGCCGUGAGGAGGAAGAACGUAGGAUGGAGGAGGAGAGACGCGCAGCCUGCGCAGAGAAGCUAAAGAGGCUGGAUGAGAAGCAGCAACAGCAGCAGGGCAGCAACAUAGGAGGUGCUGGUAGCGGCUGUAAAAGCCCCAGCCCUGAUGGAAACGCUACAGUCGCCACAGCAGGCAGCCCUAGUCCAUCUAUUUCAGCCUCUGCCUCCUCCCCCAACAUCAGCCAGCCCCCAUCCCCCUGUGUGGACCCUGAAGAGCUUCCAGUGCUGGUUGUCCAGCCGGGGUCCAGUCCUGGAGUCGGUGACCGACAGCGAGCCAGCAGCAACAGCAGCUAUGACUCCAGUGCAGAAGCCCAACAGUGUCCCCAGCCGGCUGUGUCACAGCCACAGCAGCCCACGCUGGACAUACCUUUACCAGGAGAAAAUAAGGAAGAGACCAUGGGCAGUCCACACAUCCGUGCAGGAAGUGUAGGUGAAAGAGGAGUCGACCCAGUGAAGAUUGAGAAUAUCGGAGGGGGAGCAGGUCGUCCAGCCAGUGGUCCACCUGGCCAGGGUUACUCAAAGUACCAGAAGUCUCUUCCACCUCGAUUUCAGAGGCAGCAGCAGGAGCAGCUCUUGAAGCAGCAGCAGCAGUGGCAGCAGCAGCAGCAACAACAGCAGCAGCAGCACAGCCAGGCAUCACAAAGCCAGCUGUCCCCCCAGCCCCAGGCUCAACAGGGUCCUUCACCAGGUUCAACACCCCAGCCUGGGCCUGGACCCAAGCAGGGUGGACCCAUGUAUCAACCCAGCAAUAUGGUCCGACCCCCGCCCCUGCCAAUGAAUUUUGACCCUCGUUGGAUGAUGAUGCCCUACAUGGACCCCCGCAUGAUGCAGGGCCGCCCUCCACCUAUGGACUACUAUCCAGCAGGCAUGCACCCGUCAGGGCUUAUUGGGCGUGAGCGGUCUGAUUCAGGGGGAUCUGGUUCAGACUCCUUUGACAGGCAGCAACAGCAUCCAGGGCAUCCUCACCGUGGGACCCCCCCUAUGGAUCCUAAGAUGGCCUGGGGGCAGGAGGUAUUCCCUGGCGGAGGGGAGGGCCGUGGACUAACAUCCCCCCUCAGGCAGAAGCAGGCAUUGGAGGAUGACGAUGUGGCCAAAGGGCCCAGGAGCGACACUCCUCCACACCGCAUGCGAGAGGGUGGAUUGGGACCCAUUCAGCAGCCCAGCUCCACCUCUGGGUCAUCCAAUCAGACUCCACCUCCAGUUGGCACUCAAGUUGGGGUCCAGGGAGGUGGCCACCACCCUCAUCACUACAUAAGUGGGCGGGGCAACUACAGCAACUUCCCUGACCAGGGUGCGAGGAUGCAUCCCCACCAGCAGCAGCAGAGGGCGGAGAGGGGAAAUCAGCCGCAUAAUUACACCCACCAGGAUGAAGGGCCUCCACGAGGGUCUCAGCAGGGACAGAUAUGGGGAGCCCCACACCCUCACUACGAUCGCAACGGUCGUGCUGAUCACCCCCCUGUUGAGAGCAACUCUCAUCUCCACCACCAUCACAGCCACCACCCUCAGCAGCCUCACUUCAUUCUCCACCCCCAUAAGCCAGAAACCAGCCGAGACAGGGUUGUUGAGGCCCCAGCUAAGAAGACAGACUCUACUCCCCCAAUCCACCAACCUUCCCUCUCAUCCUCCUGCUCUUCCUCCUCCUCUUCUGCCAGGGAAGAUGGGAAUGUCAAAGUUGCCCUGCAUCACCACCCAUCCCAGAGAGAGAGUGAAGUUGGUGUCGGGCACAGUCAUGGUGAAAGAGGCAACAAUGGCAGUGCCGGCAAUAGCAGCCAUGUGAAACAGGAGAAAACAGGCCCGGCAUACGCUCCCCCUUCUUCCAUGACCUCUAGCCCACCUCCCUCUCAACAUGGCAGUCAUAAUCAGCAGCAGCAUCACCCUCAUCCUAAAUCAAACCAAAGAGGGGGGCGGGAGCACAAGACAGAGACCCAGUGGGGCCCACGGCCUGGCAGCAGCAAUACAGGUGGGGGGUCCUCUCAUGGUAGGAGGGCCAACAAUGCAGGAGGUGGGAACAACUCCCGUGGCGGGGAGGACUCCUCCAACACUCCCUCUGACCACAGACCCUCCAACCAGAUGGGAGGCAGCAAUUCCAACAAGCGGGCUGGCCCCAUUAAGAAGCCUGUGCUGAAGGAGAUGAAGAGAGAUGGAGGGGAAGCUGAUGGAGUAGAAAAAACAAGUUUUGGGAAAGAUAAAGAGAAAGAUGGUGGCCAACCCACCCUUAUGAAGCAGGAAGCUUCCUCCACCUCCCAGAACACAUCGGCUCCAUCUAAAGAUGAGCCAGCCCAGGCAGCCAAACCCAGGAACGGAGGAAAGGAACGACCCUCAGGAGGAGGGGGUGGGUCUGGUAGAGGACCCAAAGAUGUAGACACCACUUCCUCAGGAUUUACAGGGUCCUCCUCCAGGAGGGACAGGGACCGCUCCUUUGAGAGAGGAGGAGCCACCUCCCACCACCAUGGAGUCCCCGCCAAGGGCAGCAGAGCCAGUCGCGGAAGAGGGGGAGAGUUCUACGGGCGUGGCCGGGGUUACCGUGGCACCUACACGGCAGCUGCUGGGCCCACUGGCGGCAGUCGGGGCAGAAUGAGUGGCAGGAGUGGCAGAGACUACCGUUCAUCUGUUGGCAGUGGCCACCACCAUGAAUCGAAGGGGGAGGGGGGCGGUGGCAGACAUGGUCAGGAUCGGUCCCAGCAUAACCCAGCCAGGGCCAGGAACCGGAGUGAAACCCGCAGUGAGGGUUCAGAGUAUGAGGAAAUACCCAAGAGAAGGCGGGAGAGAGGUUCAGAGACUGGCAGUGAGAGUGGUGCGAGUGACCUUGCUCACUCAGACAAGGAAGACCACCAGAAAUGUAACCCCAAGAAUGGCUCUGAUAAUGCCCACACCACUGGCAGCGGCAAUAUGUCAUCUGCACCAGCCAGAGGUUCCCAGGCCCGGGUGUUCACCCCCAGGGGUGUGCCCUCUCGGAGGGGCAGGGGUGGAGGUAGCGGGGGAGGAAACAUGUACAGAAGUGGUGGCAAUGUUGGAGGACCACCUGGGGGACACCGAGUUGGACCCAGCUCAGCCUCUCACAGUGGGUCCUCCAAGUCAUCAGCCUCUGCCCGAAAACAGCAAGGCCCGCCACAAACCUCUGGACCAAAAGACUUGGGCAGGGGAGGAAAUGGAGGAGAGAAGAAGGACAAGACAGCUGAUGCAAGUCAAACUCAAAGUCAGGGGUCCAAUCCCCCUCAGCCGUCUUUACCCGCUGCAACUCCCGCCACUUUGUGUUCCACUGAAAAUGGCGGAGUUGUGACCCAGCAAGCUUCAAACAACCCCACGCCAAACUCUGGAGGUUUAAAUGCGCUCCCUCUUCCCACUAACCGCGGGUUUCCUCCCAGUGGGUUCGAGCGACCACCUAGACGUCGCCGUCACGGGCGGUCCCAGCACCAGCAGGACAAGCCCCCUCGCUUCCGGAGACUGAAGGAGCGAGAGAAUGCCGCACGUAUCAACGGAGGAGUGGGGGUCAUCGGGGUAGGAAGGCCCUCUUCUCCUACCCUGAAUUCAGUUCAGGACAGUAACGGAGCCCCUGCCUCUGCUCCCGUGACGGGCAAUGCCCAAAAUGCUAACCACAACACCACACUAACAACCAACAGUAACAGUGGUGGCGGGCAUCUUAGCAAUGCAAAUAGUCACCACCACCAUCACCACUACAACCAGGGCAACGCUGGGCAGACCCACCCCCAGCACCACCACAGCCAUGGAGCAAAGUCCCCUGACUUCACCAACCAGAACUCGGACCAGGCCAACGAGGAGUGGGAGACGGCCUCCGAGAGCAGCGACUUCACAGAGUUCAGAGACAGGGAGGGAGGGGGGGGAGGAGGAGGAGGAGGAGGAGGAGGAGGAGGAGGAGGAGGAGGGGGGAAGUCCUAUUCUUCUCACCAUCCCCAUCACCUGGGAAGGGGGGGAGGGGGAGGCGGAGGUGGGGUCGACCGCAACAUGACGGGGAAAGAGCCCUCAGCGAAUAAAAGAAGCUUCUCAAGCCAGCGUCCUGGCAUGGAGCGACAGAAUCGGAGGGUCAACCCUGGAGGAGGUGGAGGCGGAGGGGGAGGAAGAGGCCCACGAGGGCCGCCUGGAGGUGGCUCUGGCGGGCCUGGUAAUGGAGGUGGCAACCGCGGGGAGAGGCGUGGCAACUGGCCCUCCCCGAAAAAUAGGAAGUGAUGAAAUAUUUCAAAACAUUUCAGAUGACUCCCACCCACAUUAAACCCACCCUCUUGCAUCCUUCUCCCUUUUUGAUAAUUACUUCAUGGCUUAUCUGUUGGCAUCCCUAAACUGAGUAGUGCAUUGUACAGUAUAUGGAGAUGGUAUUCACAUUCACGUUAGUGCCCCACCCCAGUCACCUCUUUCCCCUUGCAUCAAUCUACCAUCAACCGUCCGUUAUUGUAAAUUUCUCCGUUUGUUCUGUCUUGCUCUCUGUUCAGUUGUGCCCCCCCCCACCCCCACCUUCCCUCAAUAAUUUCACCCCAGUUGGAUUUGACAAGCAUGUGGUUCUUCAGAUGGGAGGUGCACGUCGUUUUGACAGAAGACAUUCACACAGAGCUCCACACACACUUGCGUAUACAAGCACAAAUAUGACAUCUUUACGAACAUACGGAACACAUGCAGUCAUAUGGUUGCAAAAUCAAAACAAGGGAUUAAAUUGGCAAAUGUUUGGAUUGGGCUAAUUUUUAUAUAUAUAUAUGUACCUAAUGUAUAUUUCUACCACACUUUGGCCUUGGGUGGUAUUCAGUAGUGCAGUUCUGCAUUACUUCCCUCACAAAGGGAAAGAGUGCAGCUUCAUCUUUUAACGAGAACAAUGUACCAUAAGAUGUUUUUGUUUUUGUCUUUUUUUUUUUUAUUAUUAUUAUUAUUUUGGCCUUGUGUCAGUUGAGUUUCAGCCUUUGGGAAAUGUUAGGGGUGUGUGUUUUUUCUUCUAAAAAGCAGGUCAUUAAAAUACCUUUUUACUAAAUUCCCUAAUUCCUCCUCUUGCUGACUCCUGCAAACUCCGUCUGUGAUUACUGUGAUAAGACCCAUUGAAGUACUACUGCUCACCUACAGUUUGCAUUGAUCACAUUGAUUUGUCUUUGAUAUCAAUGUUUCUGCUGCUUGUUCAGAUAGACAUCUGAUCUGACAUUUCAUUAGCUAUUCGUUGGUCCUUUUUAUGAAAUAGAGGCUUUUUUUUAGCUUCAUCGUAGCACCCUCCCCACCUGCAGAAUUUUUGCGUAAAUCCAAGUUCCCCAAUUUUUAUUCUGUCAUUCAUGAGUUUUGUUUAACCUAUGAAGACUAGGCUAGACUAUUGAUAGCUUGACGGCUUAUUUUAACAACCAUUAUUUCCUCAGUGACUUCCACUUUUAUGGAAACACUUUUUUUUUUCUCUCCCUGAAGAUGAAAUACCACAUUGUAAGGGGGAUAAAAUGAGUGAAAUGAUAGAAUGAACAAAAAAAAAAAGUUUGACUUUCAUAAAAAUUGUUAAUGCUUCAAUAGGUAAUUGAAUAUGUCCUAAUAAGCACUCCUUGUAGUAUAACACAAACCCAUGGUUGCUGGAAUAUAUUUUUAGUUUUUUUUGGGCAAGUUACAUGUUCUGCAACAGGACAGGUACUCUGUCUGGGCCCAGAGUACAGAGCUGGGUUGAGUAUUGUACUAUUACACACCCCCCCCUCCCCCCAUCCCCCACACUUCUCUGUGCUUUUGUGAAGACUCCUCACACCAAGAAAGGACUACUACCAAGAGCUCCUUGUCUGAGGAAGUAUUUUUCAAAGUGUGUUCUCUGGAUGGCUGUUUCAGUACAUUGUGGCAACCAGAAGCCCAAACUAGUUCAAUUUUGGACAAAGCUGACACGCGAGUCACUUUCUUACAGUUAACACGGUUUCCACGAUUUCACUCGCAACAAAUAAUGCCGGCCUGGAGUAUUGAGAAAAUAUUGGAUUGAUGUAGGAUUACACUUGUAAACAUAGUUUGUAUCAUACGUAACAGACAACAUGGCACACGGAGACGACCUCCAAGGGGAACUAAAAUCGAUUUAUACAUCUGCGUCAACUCUGUCACUGCUGUAAGUUGGGGUUUGUUUGUUUACUGACAACACUUUGAAGAUAGUCUCUGGGAUGUUGUGAGUAGGGCAUUUAAUGAUUUGUGUAUGUGUGUGCGUGUUUGUGUGUGUGUGUGUGUGUGUGUGUGUGUGUGUGUGUGUGUGUGUGUCUGUGGCAUGUGUGCGUUUUUCUGGUGUUAGUGUAACAAUUUGGGAAGGGGUUGGGGACCGGAGAGGUUAACAUGAAUGGCAAGCACUUUCUGCCUUGUUUGCCCACAUUUGAUUUAACCAUUAUUAAGACAAUUCUACGGUUUCUUAAAUACAUCCACAUGUAUACAUUCAGCUGUGUGUAUAUGUUCAUCCUCCAAAUGAAGAACAUGCAGUGGAGAACUUCACCCCUUUUGUUUUGUGUAAUUUAAUCAUACAUUUUUCUGCAGGCAAGUGAAGUUGGAUAUAUAUAUUUUUUUUCCCUCGCUUCUAAGCAUGAACACACCCAUGGGUGCAGCUUGCCUUGUCUGUUACUGGUUUAUACAUUGAUAGCUGUACACUUAACACUGGCUCAAAGAGUCCUUCAUCCCUCCUUUACUCUUAAUGUUGAUGUGCGCAUUAUUUCAUGUACCCAUGUUAAAAGAAAACAAAUAGUGUAUUCCAGAAAAAUUACUCAAAGAUUGUACUGUUUUCCAGCAUUACCAAGGUACCUGGAGUGGUUCAAACUGUUUUUUUUUUUUGUUUUUUUGUUUUUUAAUAGCAUUUAUGGUUUUAUUAAUGGAACCGUAAUAUACACACAUGUAUGUAUAUUGGUAUGUAUCUAAGUUUUGUCUACCCCAACUUACAUUCCCACAACCAAAUGUUGCCAUUUUUAGUUCAAGGGAGCAAUGUACAAGCAGAGAAGUGUCUUAUUAUAAUAAAGUUAUACAGAGAAGGCAAAGUUAAA
Perca fluviatilis (European perch) is the source of this 8850-nucleotide messenger RNA. It is a transcript of the gene prrc2a, whose product is annotated as proline-rich coiled-coil 2A. The transcript is spliced from 17 exons. NCBI's taxonomy places the organism in Eukaryota, Metazoa, Chordata, Actinopteri, Perciformes, Percidae. Bases 161 to 6073 code for a protein of 1970 amino acids. Gene Ontology annotation, biological process: cell differentiation. The record is from RefSeq and is a predicted model, not a curated record.